AUGCAAAAAGCCGAUCUCACAGACACCGCUCCCCAAACGACAUUGAUAGUCAUUUUUCAGGACGCCAUGGAAGUAAAGGAGACGAUCGGAGUGAAAGAAGCAGAAAAAUGUCGAGCAGACUGGGAGCCGGUAGUAAUGGAUGGAGAUGAGAGCGAGGGAAGGAACCUGACGGUGGAGAAAGUGGUGACUGACUUGUGGGAAGGGAAAGAGGAUCGCUACGAGACAGCGGUGAGAUUUUGA
This is a messenger RNA of Linum trigynum, 240 nucleotides long. The record is from the annotation of a GenBank genome assembly. Lineage: Eukaryota; Viridiplantae; Streptophyta; Magnoliopsida; Malpighiales; Linaceae.